This is a messenger RNA of Haliotis rufescens (red abalone), 3447 nucleotides long. Its product is annotated as double zinc ribbon and ankyrin repeat-containing protein 1-like. The coding region runs from base 108 to 2411 and encodes 767 amino acids. Gene Ontology annotation, molecular function: protein binding. The record is from RefSeq and is a predicted model, not a curated record. The transcript has 20 exons. Lineage: Eukaryota; Metazoa; Mollusca; Gastropoda; Lepetellida; Haliotidae.
UUCAGUAUCUAGGACGCUUACGUCCGUGUUGCUACAUGCCCAAGCAAGGUGCUCGGUUCGAUUUGACAGACGUAGGUUUGGUGGUGUAGUGCCUUUCUACCUUCAUCAUGACUGCAGGCUCCAUCAUCGUACCAACCAUCAUCCCCCUCCGGGCACCGGUGCCAGGGAGGUCCAAACUCUCCAUAGACUCUGCUACCAAGAUAGAAGUCAGAACAGAAACCAGAGAUACCGAUAUUCAUUACACAAUCAAUGGCACCAGACCUAACCCCUUCCAGAAGAUGGGGGAGAAGUGUACAAUGCAGUACCGUGGGCCCUUCACCCUACCUCCUGGGAAACAAACACUGAAGGCAGUGGCUGUGUCUAGGGAUGGGUUGAGAGAGAGCAGUGUAGUCACGAAGGUAUUUGAUGUGGAAUAUGUUCCCCCCCCUGCUCUGGAGCCCACAGAUGAUGACCUUGGCUUUCAAGAACAGUGGGAGAAGGAGCAAUCAAAGCUUGAUGUGAGGCGAGCAACAACUAAGCUGGCAACUUCAUCACGAUCUGCCUGGACUGACGUCUCAACCAUGAAGCAGACACAGCAAAUGAUGGCAGAUAUGUCAGUUGGAGGAAGCUCACACAGGCGGCCAGGGACUGGACCCAGAUUUCUCAACUCUCGCCGAGGAAAUAUGUCUGAGCGGGGAACAGUGACAUUUGACCACUCGGGUGAGUACGGAGGCUCUGAUACCCGGCGGUCUGAGAGACGUCUGCCCGACAACACCACUCAGGCCAUGAGGCUGCAGAGAGAAACAGACUUCCUCAAGUGUAUCUACUGUUUUGCUGACCGUCCAUCUGACCCCUAUGCUAGAUUCUGUACAACUUGUGGUCAGCCUGUCCCUCCCAUCCCACAGACCCACAGAAUAGCACCACCGGAGCCUGGACAGAUGGGAAUGUGUGUGUACUGCAAGUCCAUGGUGCCCUUCAACACUGAGACGUGUGUGGUGUGUGAGGGUCCGAUACCCGUCCAGAACCGACCCCAGGCCAGUGUCAAGCUGUCAGACCGUCUAAUCUGCACUCUGUGUGGUACGGCCAACCCCAGCAACCUUGUGCUGUGUAUAACAUGUGACAGCAGGCUGCCGACCACAGCACAGCAGACUGCCAUCCUGAGUGGGAGAUCUGCCCCUCCGAUUGUCAACCCUGACAAGCGUCAUGUGACAUGUAACAAGUGUGGUCGUGUCAACAACGGAGAUGCCCGCUUCUGUGACUGGUGUGGCACAAAGCCAAGCCAGCCAACAAGUGCCAUGGUGUGCUCUCAGUGCCUGGCCAACAACCACCCUUACUCUACUUUCUGUGGGUCAUGUGGUGUAAAAAUGGAUGCCCCCGUCAGGACAGAGUACAGAAAGAACCCUUCUGGCGGAUCAGGUGAUUCCAAAUGGCUGCCCGUGAGUUUCCCUGUGGCUAGCACCCCCAAGCCAAUGACCACUGUGGCCUGUCAGACCGUGGGGCUGUUCUACCCAUCCAAGCGUGGGAUUGAGAAACAGAAGGAGAUAGAGGAGGAGAAAGUUGCCCUGGAGAAGCAGAUGAGAGACAGGCGGCCAUUGCUCACUGCCAUCAGCCCAGGCAGGGGUUACUGGCGUCGGCAGAUUGAACACAUCUGUAUGCAUCUGAAAGCCCAUGCCCAGAAUGAUGCUGAGUUCCGUGCUCUCAUUGGAGAACCCAAGAUGGGCAAGCUGAUCACAAGUGCUAUCCAAGAAGAUGGCUAUGAGUUGAGCCUGAACCUGACGUUUGCUCUGCGGGGAAACAAAGACCCAUUUGUGGGGAAGAAGCUUGGGGUAUCUCACCAGGGCUACCUCAGUAUGCACACUGACAGGGACAGCAUCAACAGCUACAACACAGAAUCAGAAGACAGUGGAGAAGACACAGCCAGAACAACCAACAACAAGAAGUCGACUAAGAAAGCAAAAGCUAAGAAGAAAAACACAGGACCUAAACUCUCACCCAUUAACUCCAAACUGAUGAAGGAAAUCGGAGCUAAUGGUGAUGGUUCCCCAAGUGAAGUGCAGCAGCUCUUGGAUGAGGGAGCAGACCCAAGCUGUGUUAACAAGAACGGCCUUCCCGUGCUCCAUGUUGCAUCCAAGAAUCGUCACCUAGACUGUCUCCCCGUCCUGGUUGACGCAGGGGCUGAUGUCAACAGGAAGGGACCUUCAACAAUAAAAGGCAACACAGCUCUCCAUGAAUCUGUGAACCUUGGACCUUCUGGUCUCAAGGUCAUCGAUACACUGCUGGAUCUUGGGGCAGACCAGAGCAUGAAGAAUGAGAGAGGAGAAACACCAUAUGAUCUCGCAGCAAAAGCUGGCUAUGACUCUAUCAUCACAAAGUUUGCCUCAGCCCUUGGCCAAUCUCAGCUCCAUAAGAUGACCAAGCCGAGAACAAGUUAAUCUAACUGGCUGGCCAGAGUUGCUGUAGACACUCCUACAGUGUUGCCUCGGUGUCCUGUACCUCAUCUCUGAACCAUUGAGCCUAGUUGUUGCCUUAUUACCAAGUGCCAGUCGAAGGAAAUGCCCAUGAAAAACACCUGUACAGCAUUUAUCAAAUUUAAUUUUUAUUUUUAUCCAUCACAGAUUUGUUUUCUUUAGUGGCAUUUUUUUUACAGUGAACACAUCAUGAUUCUGAUUCUUACAAAGUCUUGAGAAAUUAUUCCUCAUGGACUUUGGCUGAAAAUAUAGACUUUAGAUCUCAGGCAAUGAAACUUUGUGUGAGUGGGCAGAUAAUUAGUGAACAUGGUGAAUGUGAAAAAGUGUUCCACCACUGGUCAUAAUAUCCAUUUGUUUUACUGAAGAAGUCUAGUAUUUUAAUAGUUCAUGUAUUUGCUGAUGGGCAGUGUUUUUGCCUUUUAGCCUUUUAUAGAUUUUGUGGUAGAUUUACAUGGUACAUAAAUAUAUUUGUACAUAAUAUGAUGACAGCUAUCACUUAUUUUACCUAUGAACAGCUAUAUAAUCAAGCACUGAGACUUCACCUACCGGUACCAAUGAAGCCACAUUCAGAUACAGAACUUGUGCUUCUGAGUCAUGUAUGUCAUUCCAUGACAAUACUGCCAUCUUAACUUAAUUGUGUAUAGCACUGAAUAUGUUGUAUUCAUUUUACUAGGCUUGACCAUGUUGCUAGUAUGGUUUAGAAACUCUUAUUUAUUUUAUGUAUAUGUCAGAAAGGAUGCAUUGUUUAGUUUGAAACUUACUCACAUGCUUCAGAAGUUAAUUGUUAUUGGUUCAAAUGUAAAAUGAGUGUUUAAAAAUCCAUGUGUAGUGUCCUAGUGUUGUGAUACUCCGUCCCGUACUAUGGCCUAUCUGUGAUAUUUAGUAUGUGAAAACUUAUUGUUCCUGUCAUAACUAGCCUUCAGACUCCAGUAUAUAUUGCUUUUUAUCUUAGAACUCUGUAGUUAUUUAGCAGAUAACAUGAAAUAAACUUUUUCUAGCA